AUGGAACCCAACGCCGACUCCUUCUGGUUUCAGCCCCGCCGCCGCCGCCCCCUCCUUAAUCCGGUGGCUCUCAUCUUAACCAUUCCAAUUAUAGCCCUACUCAUUCUCUUUUUUGUGAUACCUCCAUUCAUCUCACACACCAAUCAAAUCCUGAGGCCUAAUUCGGUUAAAAAGAGCUGGGAUUCGCUCAACAUCUUGCUUGUUCUGUUCGCCGUCCUCUGCGGAAUCUUCGCCCGACGCAACGAUGACGAUCGCCGAAUUGCGCCAGCGGCUAGUGUUUCCGAUCAUAGGCCUAGCCAGUCUGUUCCGGCGUGGAUCGAUUUUCCAGAUCGGAGAGAGUACAACAGUAUCGGUAAUGCCAACUUCGGCGGCGGUAGGUUGCGGCGGAGCAGCAGCUCUUAUCCUGAUCUGCGGCAGGAGUCGGUUUGGGAGAUUGAAGGUGCUAACAGGAACAGGUUCAUGGAUGAUUUUGAAUUUAAUUUCUACAGCUCUCCUCCACCUCCUCGUGUAGAAAACUAUGAGCUCCGGCAGAAGAGACACGAGGUUGAGGCUGAGGCGGUUAGGGAAAUUCACGUGGAUAAAUUUGAGGUUGCAGCACCUCCUGAACACGUGACUCCUCCGCCUCCGCCCCCGCCCACUUUGAAGCGGAGGAGAUCUCUCCAUAGUGUGCCACGUGUGAAAAUCGUCGACACGCGCAAAUAUGAAGUGGAAGAUAGGAGCCAGCAGGGACGGCCGGAAGCUGAGUAUCCUCCGGAACCGGAAGUAAGCGUGCAGAUCAGCCGGAAAAAGAGCGGUACGAAGGAAUUGGCGACGGCGAUAGCUUCGUUGUACAGAGGUCAGAGGAAGAGAAAGAAGAGAACCAAAAGUAGAUAUAUACACGAGAUUGCCGCUGAGAAUUCCUCUCCACAAUCUGCUCCUCCACCUCCACCUCCACCUCCACCUCCGCCGCCACCUCCAUCAAAAGUGUUGCAAAAUCUGUUCAAAAAGAGCGGAAAAAGCAAGCGAGUGCAUUCAAUUGCGACGCCUCCACCGCCUCCGCCGCCUCCGCCGAACUCGAUUUUCAACAAUAUAUUCAAAAGCAGGCGGUACACACACCCAUCCGCCGCUCCAGCACCGCCCCCUCCGCCCCCGCCGCCGCCUGCGUCAAUUCUCAACACAUUAUUCAAAAGCGGAAGCUUCAGCCGGCGCCACAAAAAUGUAAAAGCCACCCUGCCGCCGGCACCUCCACCGCCGCGGCCCAGCAGUAGAAAGCCUCCGAAGCCCAGGAUAUCAGCAGCGGAACAUCAGUACGAGAGCGCGACGAUGGCUCCAGCAUCGCCGCUGAUCCCAGUGGCGCCGCCGCCGCCGCCGCCGUUCAGAAUGGCGGAAAUGAGAUUCGUGGUGCGAGGCGACUUCGCGAGAAUCCGAAGCACACAUAGCUCCGAGUGCAGCUCGCCGGAGCGAGAUGACGUGUCAGUUAAAUCGGAGGGUGGAGAUUCUCCGGUGGUGGGAUGGCCCAGCCCGGAUGUGAAUGCCAAGGCGGAUUCCUUCAUUGCUCGGCUACGAGAUGAGUGGAGGCUCGAGAAGAUUAAUUCAGUCCGCAACUCCUGA
Messenger RNA from Salvia splendens (bonfire salvia), 1590 nucleotides. RefSeq names its product protein SCAR. The record is from RefSeq and is a predicted model, not a curated record. The transcript has a single exon. NCBI's taxonomy places the organism in Eukaryota, Viridiplantae, Streptophyta, Magnoliopsida, Lamiales, Lamiaceae. Bases 1 to 1590 code for a protein of 529 amino acids.